Molecule: messenger RNA, 6962 nt
Organism: Planococcus citri (citrus mealybug)
Lineage: Eukaryota; Metazoa; Arthropoda; Insecta; Hemiptera; Pseudococcidae
Gene: tio
Product: tiptop
Exons: 3
Coding region: 743-4558 (1271 amino acids)
Biological process (GO): regulation of transcription by RNA polymerase II
Cellular component (GO): nucleus
Molecular function (GO): DNA binding; DNA-binding transcription factor activity, RNA polymerase II-specific
Source: RefSeq, a predicted model, not a curated record
CCAACGCUAGGAGGAGUCACGCUGACGCUGGUCACGCCCAUGGAAAACCGUGACGUCAUCGGCCGGUCCCACUUCAAAGGGUUCGGAUAUGUUCGGAUCAUUUCGGCGCGACGUCUCGCUGUCGUAGCAAGUUCUCUCCUUUAUCCUACGUCGCCCGAUAGUCUACCUUCGUAUCCGUUACACGUUACAUGAGUAUUAUCGCUGUUCCGCGUAUACAAAUCCGCGCUCUUUUUUUAUAUUUUAUUUUAAUUUUUUCUUUUUUAGUUUUUAAAAAAUAGUUUUCGUUUUUAUUUAUUUACCUGCGAUAUUUUCGUUCGUAUUUUUGUUAUUGUUGUAAAACCCUUAUUCGCGACUUUUUUAUAAUACCGUUUUUAUUCGAGUUGUUUUUAUUAUUUUUAAAGAGUAUCCAGAUUCGAUGUUGUAAGACGACGACGACGACGACGACGACGAAGAAAAACGUGAUUUUUUAUCAGCAUCCUUUAUUUUACGCGAUUUUUUUUCUGUUCUCAUCGAUGGUUAUGUUUUUUGAGAAAACAAAGCUCGACCGGCGUUAAUUCACAUUUUAUAAUGAGUAAAUUAUUACAAGUUUCAAAUAGUGCGAUGAUGUAUCGGCGUAGCCAGCCGGUGCUCAUUUGUGUAUGAUUUUACAACCCGUGUAUAUUACAAAGAGUGAUAUUAAUUGAUAAAUUUUAUAAGUGAAGGUGUCAUCAUUUCGUCUUUCAAAACGGAACGUACUCGUAGUAUGACACGGAGGAAACAGAAUUGUCCCAAAAGGAUGAAAUGGGAAGGUGGAGAAGGCGAAGAACCUCCGGAGGAAGUACAAGAAGACGAAGAUGGUGAUGAAGAAGAUGAAGACGGAUCUAGAAAUUCGACCGGUACUCCUGAUAUGAUCCCCGAUUCCAGAAUCGCGUCUCCUAUCACCGUCCUACACGAAGAAAAUACUCAACCUAUUGAUCUAGCUAAUAGCGAAUUGCUCGCAAUAAAUUCCGGCGAAAGUCCACACUCUGCAAAAGAUACUCUGCUCGCUGGCCAACGUUCGUCAGCCACACCUCCGCCACCAAUCCUCGAACGGUGCUCAUCGGGCGAAUCUCUCGAUUCGGCAGCCGAAGACGAAGGCCCCGCUUCGGUAUUCCAACCAGUUCCUCCGCGACUAGCCACCAUGGUCAGCGCAUCAUCGCCUCUAAUAUCGUCCUCAUCGUCACCUCCGCUAUUGUUACCAGUCAACGCUACAACGCCUCCGCUCAAAUCACCAAUCGUAGCAGCGGUCGCCGCAGCAGCCGCAGCCGCCGCCAACGCCUCUGCCAACGAGGCCGUGCUCGACUUCAGUACCAAAAGGCGGCCGGACGAUAACGCUUCUCCGGUGCUGAACUUAUCGAAAUCGGGCAACACUUCAUCAGCCAGUGAAUCGAGUUUUGUUGCUAAUGGUCCUCUGGAUCUAUCACUGGGUGUGAAUAAAAAACGCGAACUGGAAGAUCCUCAUGUUGGAGGCGGUAUGCAUAAGAAACCAGCUCGAAUGCCGACCACUCCGAUAUCCCCUUGGUCAUCACCUCUACUCACAUAUCAACUGCCGUAUUUCGCUCCAGGUGGCGUACCGAUGAUGCAGAAGAACAACAGCGCUGCUGGGUCACCUGGGUCGGCAUCCGGUCCGUCGGCUAGUCCGCUUCAUCCGAUAGAUGCGGCUGCCGCAGCUGCCGCCGUCUGGAACGGCAAAUCCAAGAUCUCAGAUAAGAAUCACUUCGGUGGUAUGUCGAUGGCUCCGAGCGACGCUACGAAAGCUCUGGAGAAAAUGAGCGAGCUCAGUAAGUUGGGCGUCGUAGAUGAUUUCAGACCAGUCAUUCCCUUAUCUCCAAAUGUCUCCGGUAGUAGCGGAGGUCGUCAUAGUGCUUGGCAAUCGCACUGGCUCAAUAAAGGCGCCGAUCAGGCCAAAGACGUGUUAAAGUGUGUCUGGUGCAAGCAAAGUUUUCCCAGCUUGGCGGCCAUGACCGCUCAUAUGCAGGAGGCCAAGCAUUGCGGCGUCAACGUACCCGGAGUUUCACCUCUGCAGCAAUCCAUUACAUCGAUUUCCACUCCGUCUCAAACCUCUACCACUACAUCGUCGGUUAGCAGCUCGUCGGUGUCCAGUAAUAAAUCCUCGUCCGAUUUGAAUCUGCUCAUCAAGGAGACGAUGCCUUUGCCCAGGAAGCUGGUCCGUGGCCAAGACGUAUGGCUGGGUAAAGGAGCCGAGCAAACUAGACAGAUUCUCAAAUGCAUGUGGUGCGGACAAAGCUUCCGUUCGUUGGCCGAGAUGACCAGCCACAUGCAGCAGACCCAACAUUACACCAAUAUCAUCUCGCAAGAACAAAUCAUCUCGUGGAAAUCGUCCGAAGAAGGUAAAUCGAGCGGCGGCGGUGGUAAUUCCGGCCAUUCGGGGUCCGGCGGCGGCGGCGGAGCAGGCAGCAACGCCAACUCCAACUCGACCAAUAGCCAUGUCAGCGCCGUGCUGACGUGUAAAGUAUGCGAUCAAGCGUUCAGCUCGCUCAAAGAGCUCAGCAACCACAUGGUGAAGAAUUCGCAUUACAAAGAGCACAUCAUGAGAUCGAUCACCGAAAGCGGAGGUCGCCGAAGACAGACUAGAGAAAAAAGAAAGAAAUCGUUACCAGUACGCAAGCUGUUGGAAUUGGAGAGGGCGCAGAACGAACUCAAGAACGGAGGCGAUAACAUGAUGAUGACGAUGAUGAUGAUGGGUGGUAAACCCGGAUCUCUGCACGGAUCAUCGUCGAAUCGUAUCACUUGCGAAAAAUGCGGCGAUAAAAUCGAUAUGGCGGUGUUCGUGGAUCAUAUUAGGAUAUGCGUCGGCGCCAACGCUCAGCUGACCGACGAAAAGAAGAAUUUGCUAAAGAAUGCCCUAAUGUCGUCGUACAAUAACGCUUCCGAGUCACUGACGGAGUCCGCAUCCGGUACCAAAGGCGGCAAAGAUCCUCCGUACCAGAGGCUAUCGCCCAAAGCUUCGGAUCUUAGCGUCAGCAGCGGUAAAGAUAGCUCGGCAGGCGGAGGUGGCAAGUCAGAUAAGUCAUCUUCUCCUUCCGUACUGAACGCCAUCGAGAAACUGAUCGAGAAAAGCUUCGAUCCCAGAAGCAGACACGGUGUAGCCGGGUAUCCAGGUUGCCAGCCCAGCAGCACUUCACCUAUCGGUUCGAGUAUUCUGAAACGACUCGGUAUAGACGAAAGCGUCGACUACACUAAACCCCUAAUGGACGUUAACUUACAAGCAGCCAAGGCCUAUAUGCUCGGAUCUCAUCAAUUCCACAACUCGCACUACGACCAGAACUACUUCAGCGGCGGCAGCAACAGCGGCGGCGGACGCAGAGAACGCAGCGGUAGCGAGUCGAGCUCGGUAUCGGAACGUGGCAGCAGCCGGCACGAGUCGUCAACGCCGGAUCGGAAAUUCGACGACAGGACGCCUCAAACGACACCCGAAAAACGCGUCUCUUCGUCGCCCCAGCCACCCAAAUCGAACGAAUCUGCCACCAAAGAGCAUCUAGCAGCCGUCGAGAUCAAAGAAGAACCAGGCUCAGUCGUCGACGAAGACGUUAAACCGGAUAUCAAAAUCGAACCAGUAGAUACCGAUAGAGAAGACGACGAUGGUAAGAAAAGCGACAAAGAUGCCAGCCUGACACCGCGUCGUUCCAGCAGUGAUUCGUCAACCACGUCCAAAAGCAUUCCACCAGCUUCGGCCGAUGACCUAGGGGAAGACCUGAGCACCUCUGGCAGCAGCAAGAGACUAAAAAAAACACCACCCGAUUCUAGUCCGGCUACGAUGGCCAGCCCGAGCCGCAUGGAACGAGCUUCGGUCAGCCCUAGCAUCGCGAUGACCGCAAGUCCAACCAACUCCGAACGAUCCAUUACACCCAGAAGUACCAGCGACAAGAAAUCUACCGGUAGUUUGGGCGCUCUGUCUUCCAUGUUCGAUAGUCUGUCCGGUACGACCUCGUCGGCCAGCUCGGAAGCUCCGGCUCAGUCCAAUAAGGCGUCCAAUCAUCCGUUGGCAGCGUUGCAGAAACUCUGCGAUAAGACAGAAACCCAUCAUCAUCCGGCUAGCGGAAGCAGCUCAAGGGCCAACUCAUCCUCAGCCUCGGCCAAUCAUUCCGAUCGUACUACUCCUCAGUCCAAUACUCCCGGAGCCAUAUUGGCCUUCAGUUGGGCCUGCAACGACGCCGUUGUCACCGACUCCAUUAUGAAAUGCGCCUUCUGCGAUACCCCUUUCAUAUCGAAAGGAGCGUACAGACAUCAUCUCUCCAAGACGCAUUUCGUCAAAGACGGAGUCAUACCGGAUCCGGUACCGCUCAAGUCACCCAGCUCGAAUUCGUCGAGCGGACAAAAUACCUCGUUACCAACCUCGCUGGUCGUCAAGAACUCCCAGCAGGAGAACUGCAAAGCGGCCGGAUCAACGCCUCAGUCAACGUCGUCCUCCACAUCGUCCAUUAAAAGCCCACAGCCGCAGACGUUCGAUGAAAGUCCUCAUUCGAAAUUCCUCAAGUAUACCGAACUAGCUAAACAAUUGUCCAGCAAAUACGUAUAAUCGUGAGUUUUUACACACUUUUUUUUCUUUCUUCUUCUUUUUCUCUAUUUCGUAAUGUUAUUCGUCUUUUUUUUUCUCUCUCUCUCUCUUUUGAUAAGAAUGUCGCGUCUUCGUUUAUUUUUUUCCCUUUGUUUUCGUUGUUUUAAUGUUUACUUAUCUUACCCCCUUUCCCUACCCUGUCCAGUCCAUUGUGGAUGUGCUCGUGGAUUUUACGAGACAUGCAGAUGAAUGUUUAGUGUUUACUUUUGAAGUAUUCCCUGCCCCCCUUUUUUUUUGAAAAAAUUCCUCAGCCCUGAGUCUGUCAAGGGUGGUUUAUUAUUCGCUUGGAUUUCGAAUUGUGAUCUUUCAACUCGAUAAAAAAAAUUUUUUCUGAUCUAUUUCGAUGUGGAAAAAAUCUGUAUUUCGUGAGGGUCUGGAAAAAGCUCAAUUUUACGUAUACUUUCUCCCCUUUUUCUCCCUCCCCCUCCCUCUUCAAGAAAUGCAAAUCGAUUACGUUUCGUUUUUUUUGAAACGAAAAUUUAAAAAAUUGAAAAAAAUAUUCGUACUUAUUAUUUUUUUUGUCAUCGAACAAUCUACGAAUAGAAAAAAGAAAAAUGGUCUAUAUAGUUAGAAUGUGGCGAUUUUUUUCUUAUUUAGAGAUGUAAAAAAAAAAAAUUAUAUUUAGUGAGCUGUGAAUCUCCGCCUAACCAUUAUUAAACGGUAUACGAUUUUUAUUAGGUGGUUUCUUCGUUUUUUUCUAGUCCACUUUUUUUUCUUCUUUUAUUAUUUUUUUUUUAGUUAUUUGUAUUAAAUUUUAGAUUCUAUACAAGUAUACGUGUAUUCUUAAAGGUAGUAUGAGUGUGAUGUAGACACACACUAUUAUUAUAUUUUAUAAGUGCCAGCGAUUUAUCAUUUUUUUUCUCAUAAGUUUUAAUAUACCUCGUUUUUUUUUUUUUUUUUCUAUAAAUACUAUUAUGUACCUAAAACGUCAUAAUAUUUUGAUAUCUUCUCUCAGUAUAACUUAUAAGACUAUACCAUUGUUAAGUAGCUCGUUGAAUAAUUUUUCCAAAAUUGUUUACUCGUGUCAUUUUUGCUUUAAAAGGAAAAACAAAAAAAUGUGUAGAGGUUGUAUGAGGAUUAUCGCGAGGAAUUGUUGUAUACCAUUUUUAUUUUUACUUAUUUUUUUUUUCUUUUUCUAAUGAGGAUGUAUUAAUAUGUUAUUUUGCCAUUUAUCAUUUUGAUUUUUUUUCUUUUUUUAAAUUUAUCGACGAAAAAGGCUGUUUAAAGCUACAUACGUAUUGUAUUAUUUUACUGUGUUUAAUAAUAUGUACCUAUUAUUAUGCUCAUGGUCGUUAAUUAAGCAACAUACUCGGCGUACGUCUCUUUUAAUGAUAUUUUUGUUAUACCGGUGUUGUUGGAUUUGUAUUAUUUUUUUUUCUUGUUUGUUUGAUUUUGAUGAAAUUACGAAAGGUAUGAAAAAAAAAACUAGUCAAUGGUGAAAGAUAAUUAAUUUAACCAUUUAAAAUACUCAACAGAUGAAUUUGCAUUUAUUAUCUAAAAAAAAAAGGCAUCAACUUUCAAAAAAAAAAAAAAAAACGUAACGAAAAUUGUGUCAUAGUCGAUCUCACACAUUGACACGUUUAUUAAGAUGUAUUGUAACGUUAUACUUUAUAGAAGAAAGCUCUUAAAAAAGCUGUUUUUUUUAUUUCCAUUCCAAAUUACUUAUUUUUUAUGUUUUUUUUUCUGUUUUUGUUUUUAAUUGUAAUUUUUUUACCACAUAGAGUUUAGUAUCUUCCAUGUUUUUUUCUCUUUUUUUUUGAAAAUGGGUGAAAGUGAGAUGUGAAACAGUAUAAUACAGACUACGAUAAAAAGUAUACGAUUUUAUUUAUAUUGUAACGCUUUUCUAUUACUUUUUUUUUUGUAUUUUGAAAAAUGGCGUCAUUUUUUCGGCUUUCAUGUACCUACUUACCCGAGGUAAAGGUAUUAUUGAAUGUGUGUGAAACAUGAUGAGUGUAAAAGCGAUACCUACCAACGUUGAUGAAUAUAUUUUUGGCCUUUGGGUUCUGCGAUUCUCGAAAGCUUUAUUGUAUACCUACUUUAAUGUAUUGUCUUGUUGUCUUCCUGUGUAAGUGAUGAUGAUGAUGCCAUUGAAAAAAAAAAAAAAAUUCAAGGAAAAAACAACGUUUAUUUAUAUAUUUAUAAUCAUGUGUUCAACAGUAUAGUAAAAUUUAUUGCUAAUUUAAUUUGAAGCUUUCCCAAAAAAAAUGAAAAAAAAAAAUGUGAACGUAAUUGUAUGAUAUUAGUUUUGUAUAAUUGACUUACGCAGUGUUAAAGAGUUAAGUAAAUCUGUAAUUUAGAAAAUUGUAUAAAACUGUUUUUCCUCUUACUGUUUUUAAUUUUACUGAAUAAUAAAAACUUACUAUUA